UUGUUGUUGUUGUUGGUUGUUAGCUGAUAGUAGAAAUAUUCCACUAAUCUAAUCAAGUAGAGUCAAGACUUUGUAUACAUACGAUGUAUUUCAACUGUAUUGCAUAGGCGGCGGAUAAAAAUGUAAACAGUUGAACAUUGAUGAUUUUGCAAUGUUGCACUAAUUAUUCAAAAUAAUCCUAUAUUUUGACUGAAUAAACAUCACGAUUGCACCAAUUGAAAAUAAUCGAGAUAAAUCGAUGGAAACUGAUCGAUUUUUCCAAAAUAUUGAUUAUUGAAAAAUAAAAUCGCGUUUUGUCAAUGUUUCUUAAAAUACAUUUCUAUUUCUCCUUAAGAAACAUCUAAUGCAUCACAGGGAUUAUUCCAAAUUGUAAAAUUAGUUAUUUCGUGUAUAUUAAAGGAGGUUGCUUGUCUAGGUAUAGGUAGAUUGUUUAGGUAAGACUGUUUGACUAGCUCUGUGCAUGCAAUAUGGCCGUUGCCAUUAAAUCAGUGUGUUUUUGUCACAUUGUAAAAGCUUCAAUAAAACGGCGGGAAUGAUUUUCAUUGAUUAAAAAGUACAUUGCUAUGCACUAAUAAUGAAUCAAUUGAUUAUAGAAAGGACAAAGAAUGAUUAUACGUAUAGUGUAAAUGAAGAAACUCACAUUAAAUACAAAGAAUACUCGUUAAAAUAACGUUGUUGACGUACGUUUAGAAGAUUAAUUUAUAUAACAAAUUUGACUUAGCAAGGAAGAUGAAAAUGCUUCAGAAAGGAAAACGUAAAAUAGAAAAGUAAACGUAUAUAUUUUCAGACAUUUUUUUGUUUUUUUUUCAUGAAGAAAUACACAUUAAACUUUAUCUACAAAAAUGGAAUUGAUUCGAUAACAAAAGUGUGAACACAUUUUACAAAAUAUUUCAAAUUUUAUGAUUAUUCAAUGAAUGAAAUAUUGAUUAAUCGAAGAAAGAGAAAAUGUAUCAAUAUACGUUUAACCUACUGUAGUGGAUUAAGAAAGAAAUAUUUCGUUUUAUAAAUGAAGUUAACAAUUAUCUGACUGAUUAUGGAAACUGUAUGGAGGAAUUUUAAAUUCAAAUAUAUUAUUAUUUGUAUCUUUGUUACCUUUGUUAUGUCCUGUUUGAUAAGUAUUGUUCCGAUCAAUAUUGAUGAAUGCAAGUGUGAGAAUGAUGUUGCGAUGAAGCAGCAAUAUAAUGGCCACAAACAGAAUGGCAAAUUUCAUAGAAAAACUGAACGGUCAGAAUACAAGCUAGCUAUUCUUGUACCAUUCAGAGAUCGUUUUGAUGAAUUAUUGGCAUUUGUCACGCAUAUGCAAGAGUUUUUAUAUAAGCAGGAUAUAGAUUAUCAUAUAUUUAUAUUGAAUCAGUUUGAUAGAUACAGAUUUAAUCGAGCUUCCCUCAUUAAUGUUGGUUUUUUGGAAACCAGUAAAGAUUUUCAUUAUAUGGCCAUGCACGACGUUGAUUUAUUACCAUUAAACGAUGAAUUAUUAUACGUAUAUCCCAGUAAAGGUCCUUACCAUAUAUCAUCUCCGGAUUUGCAUCCUCGAUAUCAUUAUUCCACAUUUGUUGGUGGUAUAUUACUUAUUAAAAGAGAGCAUUUCAGGCAGGUUAAUGGUAUGUCAAAUAAAUACUGGGGUUGGGGCCUAGAGGAUGAUGAAUUUUACGUUAGAUUGAAAGAAGCUGGUUUAACUAUUACUCGGCCUCAAAAUAUAUCCACAGGAACGCAUAAUACGUUCAAGCAUAUUCACGAUAGAAAUCAUAGGAAGCGCGAUAUGAUAAAAUGUUAUAAUCAACGGGAAGUUACUAGAAAACGAGAUAGAGAAACUGGUUUAAAUAAUGUUUCGUAUAAAAUAACAAGUAGAAUUAAAAUGACUAUUGCAGGCACCCCAUUGACCGUGCUCAAUAUUUCCUUGAUGUGUGAUAAGUCUAGUACACCUUGGUGUGAAUGUGAUAAAACUAGUGUUUCUAAAGAUGCUAAGCCAAAAGAGAAAAAAAAGAUAAUUGGUAAUAAUAUUAACAACGAUAAUAAUAAUAAUAAUAACAAUAAUAAUAAUAAUAAUAAUAAUAAUAAAAACAGAGGUAAAUCUGAUACAGCAUUGUAACUAUAUUAUUAUUGUACUAAAAAGAAAUUACAAAUCCCAUAAGAAUUACAUUAAACACUGUGUUUUUUGAUAGUUUGUAUUUUCGAAGUACGAUAAUUUUUGUCUACAUAAAGAAAAGAACUUUUUCUUUAAUUGUUAAUUAAAAAAACCACAUAUAUGAUUAAAAGUUUACUUUAAUUAUAUUAAAUGUCUAGACCUGUUAAUGAUAAUUACUUGCGCGUUUCAUACAAGGGAUAUUCAUAUAACAUACAAUGGAUGAUAUUUGAGAGUAUCAAUUUAAUUAACUAAGAUUCCCUA
Molecule: messenger RNA, 2386 nt
Organism: Polistes dominula (European paper wasp)
Lineage: Eukaryota; Metazoa; Arthropoda; Insecta; Hymenoptera; Vespidae
Gene: beta4GalT7
Product: beta-1,4-galactosyltransferase 7
Biological process (GO): proteoglycan biosynthetic process; carbohydrate metabolic process
Cellular component (GO): Golgi apparatus
Molecular function (GO): xylosylprotein 4-beta-galactosyltransferase activity
Source: RefSeq, a predicted model, not a curated record